AUGGGCGGCAAACAUAGUCGUUCGCGAAUAAUAAGCGGAGUUAAAUUGCUGGAACAUAACGCUGAAGAAAUUGAUAAAUUGGAUGAAUUAGUAGCUAAUAUCAAUGGAACAGGUAAUUUAAUUAAUUUACAGAAAAUAACAGUUGAUAGUGAUAAAUACGAUGAAAAUAAAGUUCCAGCUAGAAAUAGCAGAACCAACCAAGAUUAUAAUAUUGCGGUCGAUAUUGAUGUCAAAAAAGUUAGGAAAAAUCUCUUAGAUUUAAGCCAAGAUUUACAAAGCGAUAUUGAAAGUAAAAAUGUUUUAACUGAUUUACCGAAUAAUUUUCGGCAAAAUGAUAUUAAUAUUUUAAAUGAUACUAAUUUAAAUGCGGCGGUAAUGAAUGAGCACGAAAUAGAUAAAGUAAAUGAUAUAAUAAGACGAAUAGAUAAUGAAACUAAUCCAAAUAAUUUAAUAAGUGAAACGGCGGCUAUUAAUUAUACUGAAAACCAAGUCCCAGCCAGCAAAAGCCACACGGCCAUUAAAAAUAAAAGAAAUGCUAAAAAAAAUCAAUUAGACCAAACCGCCCAAGACCAGCAUGACCGCACUGCCGCCAUUCAAUCCGUUACAAAUUAUUACAAUAACUUAAAUAUUAGUGAACGAAUAAAUGAUAUUUGUGCCAAAGUUCAACCCGAUAUCACGGUCAUUGAAACCGAACUGAAUAAAAAACCCGUUAUUUCCAGCAGUGAAUUAUCAACUGAUUAUCAGUCCGCCCUGAUUAAUUUAGCCACUAACGAUACCCAACGAACUACUCGUAAGCAAGAAAUAAUUGCUGAAAUCAACCAAGUUCGAAGUGCUAAGUUAGACCAAAUUCGGCAAAUAAUUACUAACGCCCAAGAAAUUCUCAACCAAGACGGAGCCACCAAAGAAGAAUUGGAACCAGUUAUUCAAUCAUUAAAAACUCUGGCUGACGCUCCCGCGGAUAGUGCCGAAAAAAUUGUUUGGGAAGAAAACUCAGAUACUAAUCACCAAUUAUUAACUGAUUUAGAAGCCAAGUUAAACCAAAUUACUCCACCCGAGCAAACUCCAAACCACGACCAACCAACUACCCCCAACUACCAGCCAACUAAGGACACCCCGCAACAACCCCAAACC
Messenger RNA from Entrophospora sp. SA101, 1131 nucleotides. Lineage: Eukaryota; Fungi; Glomeromycota; Glomeromycetes; Entrophosporales; Entrophosporaceae. The record is from the annotation of a GenBank genome assembly.